UCAAAAUUUAAAAAAUUUAGUGUAUUCUAAAAACCAUAGAAAUAACUUUUCAAGAUUCGACGAUAAAAUUUAAAUGUCUAGACGAGGAAGAGCCCCAAAAUAUAGUCAUAAAGGCAAAGCAAGAUGUUUUACUGCUCCAGAAGAAAUGCAACGUCAAUUACAGCAAGCCAGACAAAGAGAUGUAAGUCCAUCAGCAGAAGAAGAAGUUGAAAAAAUAAAAUUAUCUGAUGCUAGUUCAAGUGAGGAUGAAAAUAUUAAGGGUAAGGCUAAAGGGGUUCAAGGUCUUAUAGAAAUAGAAAAUUUAAACAGAGUACCCAUUAGAGCUACUAAAAAACCAGAAGAAUUGGAUCUCACAGCAAAAGUUCAAUUAUCACGAAAAGAAAGGGAAGUUAUUGAAAAACAAAAAGCUGCUGAAAGAUACGAACAACUCCACAUACAAGGUAAAACUGAAGAAGCUAGAAAAGAUUUGGAGAGAUUAGCCAUUAUACGCCAGAAAAGAGAAGAAAUAGCUUCAAAGAGAUUGGCUGAAAAACAAGAUUCUUCCAAAUCUACAACAGUAUCAUCUACAUUUAAGUAAAGUUUAUAAACACAGAAAUAUUGUAAUAUCUUAAAUGGAUCAACUUAGUACAUUUGCCAAUUCCAUAUGAUAAAUUUUUUACAUUUUAUUAUAUAUGAUCUAUAAAUACUAUUUUUAUUACAAUAUAAUUGACUCUGUAA
Molecule: messenger RNA, 717 nt
Organism: Gordionus sp. m RMFG-2023
Lineage: Eukaryota; Metazoa; Nematomorpha; Gordioida; Chordodea; Parachordodidae
Product: 28 kDa heat- and acid-stable phosphoprotein-like
Exons: 6
Coding region: 74-577 (167 amino acids)
Cellular component (GO): cytosol
Molecular function (GO): RNA binding
Source: RefSeq, a predicted model, not a curated record